Messenger RNA from Magnolia sinica, 4195 nucleotides. RefSeq names its product G-type lectin S-receptor-like serine/threonine-protein kinase At4g27290. Lineage: Eukaryota; Viridiplantae; Streptophyta; Magnoliopsida; Magnoliales; Magnoliaceae. The record is from RefSeq and is a predicted model, not a curated record. Gene Ontology annotation, molecular function: ATP binding; protein serine/threonine kinase activity. The transcript has 9 exons. Gene Ontology annotation, biological process: protein phosphorylation; recognition of pollen. The coding region runs from base 83 to 3769 and encodes 1228 amino acids.
UCCAAACACGCCACAAAACAGUCCCUAAUCAUUCCAUAAUUGGACAUAUAAGAAGGCAAGGUUGACCAUUGCAUACUUGGAAAUGGCUUUUCAAAUUUCAUUUCCAAAAUCCCUUCUCAUUCUCUCCCUUCUCUUCCCAAUUUCCACCUCCAUUGAUACCAUCACCCCUUCCCAAUCCAUCAAAGAUGGAGAAACUCUAAUCUCCGCUGCCGGUAACUACGAAUUAGGAUUCUUCAGUCCCGGCAAUUCCACCAGCUGGUACAUCGGAAUAUGGUACAAGAAAGCCCCACCGGAGAAAAAGUACAUUUGGGUAGCCAACAGAGACGAUCCACUCACGAAUUCAUCCGGCGUUCUAUCCAUCGCUACUGAUGGAAACCUUGCAGUCUCGAUCAUGGGCCAGCCAGCGUUUCCGAUCACAAACGCUUCAACGGCGGUGAAUUACACAACCGCAAAGCUCCUCGAUACAGGAAAUCUGGUUUUGCAGGAUAAUCAGAACAGAGUGUUAUGGCAAAGCUUCGAUUACCCGACGGAUACGAUGGUCCCUGGCAUGAAAUUCGGGUUCGACAGGAGAACAGGUCGGAGCAGAAUCAUCACGUCGUGGAAAUCAGAGAACGAUCCGUCUAGUGGAGACUACGUUCUUCGAUUGGACCCACAUGGAUCCCCUCAGCUCUACUUACAAAAGGGAUCUGAUGUGGUUUGGCGAAGUGGGCCAUGGAUCGGUCAAGGAUACAGCGGCGUACCGUUGAUGUUUCAUCAAAGUGUAGUAACUUACCAUUUCACGAACGAUGAUGAUGGAAUCUACUACUGGUAUGAUCUAAACAACAAUUCCAUCUUUUCCAGAGCGUUUUUGGACAGUUCAGGUGAUCUUCAACGGUUAGUAUGGCAAGCUGGGGCCCAGCGAUGGACGAUGUUCUGGCGGGCGAACGAGGAUAAAUGCGAUCAGUAUUCAAGGUGUGGGACCUACAGCAGCUGUGAUGUGAAUCGUGUUUUGAUUUGUGAGUGUUUGCAAGGUUUUAAGCCCAAGGUGCCUGAGGCGUGGAAUCUGCACGAUUGGUCUGGUGGGUGUGAUCGACGGCAGGGAUUGGGUUGUGGGAAGGGAGAUGGGUUUAAGAAAGUGGAGAAUGUUAAGCUGCCCGAUACAUCGGAUGCUCGGGUCGUUAGAGUAUCGGGUUUGAGGGAGUGCAGAGAUGAGUGUUUGAAGAACUGCUCUUGUAGUGGUUAUUCAAGUGCUGAAUUUGAGAAGUGGGGAGGUGAGUGCUUGAUUUGGUAUGGGGAUUUGACGGAUGUGAAGCUGUUUACUGACGGUGGGAUGGAUUUAUACGUUCGUUUGGCGGGUUCGGAGUUCGAUUCAAGCUCGAAGAGGAAAAGGCUGGUGCUGAUUCUCGCAUUAACGGUCAUACCGGGGACGCUGCUCAUCUCCUUAUGCAGCUAUCGCUUCUGGAAGAGAAAAACUGAAAGGAAAGGAUUCUUCAGCCCCGGCAAUUCCACCAGCUGGUACAUCGGAAUAUGGUACAAGAAAGCCCCACCGGAGAAAAAGUACAUUUGGGUAGCCAACAGAGACAAUCCACUCACGAAUUCAUCCGGCGUUCUAUCCAUCGCUACUGAUGGAAACCUUGCAGUCUCGAUCAUGGGCCAGCCAGCGUUUCCGAUCACAAACGCUUCAACGGCGGUGAAUUACACAACCGCAAAGCUCCUCGAUACAGGAAAUCUCGUUUUGCAGGAUAAUCAGAACAGAGUGUUAUGGCAAAGCUUCGAUUACCCGACGGAUACGAUGGUCCCUGGCAUGAAAUUCGGGUUCGACAGGAGAACAGGUCGGAGCAGAAUCAUCACGUCGUGGAAAUCAGAGAACGAUCCGUCUAGUGGAGACUACGUUCUUCGAUUGGACCCACAUGGAUCCCCUCAGCUCUACUUACAAAAGGGAUCUGAUGUGGUUUGGCGAAGUGGGCCAUGGAUCGGUCAAGGAUACAGCGGCGUACCGUUGAUGUUUCAUCAAAGUGUAGUAACUUACCAUUUCACGAACGAUGAUGAUGGAAUCUACUACUGGUAUGAUCUAAACAACAAUUCCAUCUUUUCCAGAGCGUUUUUGGACAGUUCAGGUGAUCUUCAACGGUUAGUAUGGCAAGCCGGGGCCCAGCGAUGGACGAUGUUCUGGCGGGCGAACGAGGAUAAAUGCGAUCAGUAUUCAAGGUGUGGGACCUACAGCAGCUGUGAUGUGAAUCGUGUUUUGAUUUGUGAGUGUUUGGAAGGGUUUAAGCCCAAGGUGCCUGAGGCGUGGAAUCUGCACGAUUGGUCUGGUGGGUGUGAUCGACGGCAGGGAUUGGGUUGUGGGAAGGGAGAUGGGUUUAAGAAAGUGGAGAAUGUUAAGCUGCCCGAUACAUCGGUUGCUCGGGUCGUUAGAGUAUCGGGUUUGAGGGAGUGUAGAGAUGAGUGUUUGAAGAACUGCUCUUGUAGUGGUUAUUCAAGUGCUGAAUUUGAGAAGUGGGGAGGUGAGUGCUUGAUUUGGUACGGGGAUUUGACGGAUGUGAAGCUGUUUACUGACGGUGGGAUGGAUUUAUACGUUCGUUUGGCGGGUUCGGAGUUCGAUUCAAGCUCGAAGAGGAAAAAGCUGGUGCUGAUAGUCGCUUUAACGGUCAUACCGGGGACGCUGCUCAUCUUCUUAUGCAGCUAUCGCUUCUGGAAGGGAAAAACUGAAAGGAAAGGAAAUGAAGGUGUGCCGCAUGUAACGGAGAGAAGGAAUGGGAGCUUUUCAAAUGAGAGUGUGAAGACUUCAGAUCUGCCAUUGUUUAAUCUGGAUGAUGUGGUGAUUGCUACCGAUGACUUCUCCGAAUCAAAUAAGCUUGGAGAGGGUGGCUUUGGCCCCGUUUACAAGGGGACUCUAAGGAAUGGUAUACAAAUAGCGGUGAAAAGGCUGUCGAGGAAUUCAGGGCAAGGAAUAGAAGAAUUCAAAAAUGAGGUGGCACUAAUACAACAGCUGCAGCAUAGAAAUCUAGUUAGAAUACUUGGUUGUUGCAUUCAAGGAGAAGAAAAGAUGUUGAUCUACGAAUACAUGCAAAACAAAAGCCUGAACUAUUUUAUUUUCGAUCAAGGAAAAGGGGUGCUGUUAGAUUGGAGGAAGCGGUUCGAUAUUAUUGUUGGAAUUGCUCGAGGAGUUCUUUAUCUUCAUCACGAUUCUAGAUUGAGAAUUAUUCACAGAGAUUUGAAAGCUAGCAACAUUCUUCUAGACGACGAAAUGAACCCUAAAAUUUCAGAUUUUGGCAUGGCCAGAAUUUUCAAAGGAAAUCAGACCCAAGGCAACACAAAUAGAGUGGUUGGCACAUAUGGUUACAUGUCGCCGGAGUAUGCCAUCGAUGGGCUUUUCUCAGUGAAAUCAGAUGUGUUUAGCUUUGGGGUCUUAUUAUUAGAGAUCAUUAGUGGAAAACGAAACAACGGUUAUCAUAAUCCCGACUCUAAUUUAAUGGGCCAUGCAUGGCAUCUAUGGAACGAAGGUAGGAGUUUGGAUCUGGUGGAUUCCUCAAUCGCCGAUUCGUGUCCCACCAAUGAAGUCCUGAGAUGCAUCCACGUGGGCCUUUUGUGUGUGCAAGAAAAUGUGACAAGCAGGCCCACCAUGUUAUCAGUUGUAUCCAUGUUAUGCAACGAAAUGGCCAUUCCUCCACCCAAGAAACCAGCCUAUUGUAACAAGAAGAAUUUCAUGGAUGCAGAUUCAUCCACAAGUGGGGCCGGAUCUUAUUCCAUCAAUGAGAUGACAACUACUGAAGUGCAAGCUCGUUAGGGAUUAUAUAGAUUUUUCUGUUGAGGUUCCUCAAAAUCUCUGCAUUUUCAUGUUGUGCAUCCGUGGGAUCUGUGUCGUUCAUUAGGUGAGACCCACAGACAGCGAUGCAGGCCACACCCAGGCCAGAUACGUAGGCCACCAGCCAUCCGUUUUUCCUUUGUACACGUAUAUAGUUCCGUCGGAGAUGGGUCUGGUCUACUUUUCUGGAUGGGCACAUUCAUGGUUUGGCCUACCUGAUGAACGGUGCUGAUCUCAUACAUGCUGCCGUUUUAGCACGUGUGGUCAUUCACGUAUAGCCUUUAGGGCUAUUUGUGUUUAUGGAUUCCAGAUAAUGCCACGUAAGUAGGAUUCUUAUUUCCUGUGUUUAUUUGAACAUGCAUUUCGGCACAUAAAUUGAGAGAAUUGAUUAUAGUUUUAUAUUUUUCA